Danio rerio (zebrafish) is the source of this 1227-nucleotide messenger RNA. RefSeq names its product zgc:111986. The record is from RefSeq and is marked predicted. NCBI's taxonomy places the organism in Eukaryota, Metazoa, Chordata, Actinopteri, Cypriniformes, Danionidae.
UUGCUAACUUUCUUUAAUUCAAAUUGGUAUGUAGUGCUUGGUUAUAGCUUCUUUAGUUUUUAAAAGGGUUUGAAAACAAAAUAGUCUACAGUCGAGACAAUAAAAAGUCAAAGAAAUAUUUAAUAAAAAAAAAAGUCUGCAUAAGGAAAAUAGUACUGUCCGUAAAAAUGGGUGACCCAAAUUCUCGACGGAAUCAAACACGAAACCGACUCCGUGCCCAGCUACGGAAGAAACGGGAAUCUCUGGCUGAUCAGUUUGACUUCAAGAUCUACAUUGCCUUUGUAUUUAAGGAAAAGAAAAAGAAGUCCGCACUCUUUGAAGUAGCUGAGGUUGUACCUGUGAUGACCAACAACUAUGAGGAAAAUAUCCUUAAAGGCGUGAAGGAUUCGAGCUACUCCUUGGAGAGUUCUCUAGAGCUUCUCCAGAAAGAUGUGGUGCAGUUACACGCGCUGCGUUACCAGUCGAUGCGUAGAGAUGUGAUAGGUUGUACCCAGGAGAUGGACUUUAUCCUCUGGCCCCGCAACGAUAUUGAGAAAGUUGUCUGUCUCCUGUUCUCCAGAUGGAAAGGGGCUGAACAUGAACCAUUCAGGCCUGUUCAGGCCAAGUUCGAGUUUCAUCAUGGAGACUAUGAAAAGCAGUUUUUGCAUGCUGUUGGCCGGAAGGACAAGGCUGGGAUGGUUUUGAACAACCCCAAUCAGUCUGUCUUUCUCUUCAUGGACAGACAGCAUUUACAGACUCCAAAAACCAAGCUCACAGUUUUCAAGUUGUGCAGCCUCUGUCUCUACCUGCCACAGGACCAGCUCACCUGUUGGGGAGUGGGAGACAUCGAGGACCACCUCCGUCCAUACAUGCCUGACUAGGAGAAACGCACGGAAGACACCCCUCAAGGCCUCGAAGCAAGUUGUCCUUAUCUACACAUCCCUCAGUUGAAUAGAAUUGAACUUGUGCUUGGAACUCUCCUUUUUGUUAACCACUCAUUUUCAUCUUGAGAUUAAUUUAGCUCCCUUUCCUGUUUUUUUUGUUUUGUUUGUUCCUGUUUCCGUUUUUUGUUUUUUUAAAUCCCUCACCAAACAAUCUUGGUUUGGCUCAUCCCAUCUCCCCCCUCCCUCUUUGAUCAGUUUUUAUUUUGAAUCUGCAUGAACAUUGAUUUUGAGUGGUUGUUCUCUUGGAGCCGCACUGUCAACAAUACCAGUCACUGAAGGAACUCUUCACAUUAAGAAAAAAAAA